Molecule: messenger RNA, 1131 nt
Organism: Uncinocarpus reesii 1704
Lineage: Eukaryota; Fungi; Ascomycota; Eurotiomycetes; Onygenales; Onygenaceae
Exons: 7
Coding region: 1-1131 (376 amino acids)
Source: RefSeq, a predicted model, not a curated record
AUGAUCGAAAUAGAGGAUGUCUUCCAGGCAGAUGCAAAGGAAGAGAGAGGGAUUGGCGACGUGGACGACAGCGAGGCUGCUUUGGGGGGACGAGGGAAGGAAAACGGCGGGAGUGACGAAUCCCCCAAAGACGCUAAAACAAAUCAGGAAAGGCAAUUGCGUGAGGGCUUGGCGAUAGCAACGUGUAGCUCACCGAGUAUUGACAACGACCGGGCGUUCCGUUUUGACUACGUGCCCAAUGGCGAAUUCUCGGCGGCUGGUGGUACCGUGAUGUCCCAGUAUGCAGAUAUUGUCCCCGCGGGCCCGCGCACAUGGGAUGUGAUAUCCAACAUACUGCACAUUACUACGCGCUGUGUCCCGUUUAGUUUUUUGCAUCUCGUCGCUUCUCGACCUCUCGAGGCUCGCGCGGCUGCUAAACGAAAACCUAGUGUUCCCUCUGGUAAAAGUGGAGAAUAUUGCGCAGGAUCUUUCCUUGCCUCUCCUUUGAUCGUCAAGCUUGCGAAUGCCUUGUUCAAUACAGAUUUGCAGAGAUUAGCUGCCCUCUCUUCUACAACAAGCGUAGGAACACCACAACCCGUGAAUUUGAGAAUGUUGCUCAAGGGAGAGAAGAGCCUGUCAAGUACGGAGUAUGAAACGGCGGAAUACACAUGGAGUUCGCUCCAUCUCAAGUCGGAAAAUUACACAGAGCCGCGAUUACGUGGCUCCGUUCGCACGCUCAUUGGUGAUCGCUGUGGGAAGAACGGCGGGCUAUUCCUGUUUGGAGAUGGCCUGCCGCUCACUGUCUGCAAGCCCAUGCACGACAUUCCUUGCCAGAGCUUGAAUCGCAAAGGCCUGGAAUCAAACAAGUUUUCAAAGCGCUGUCUUUGCUUGAAUGAGGACCAGAUUUUGGAUCUAAAGCCAACAGUUGCAAAUCUUCAACACCGCCAUCCAACUCAGAGCGUGCACAGUCUCAAAGAUUGCCUAGCUUACGUCGGCGCUCGAAACCGUUAUCCCAACACCCAAGUCUACCAUCCUUGUGUUUUCCAUUUCCGAUGUGACCCCGAAUCUGCGCCGGAAACAAACAGUUUUCCACCCCCGGCUACUUUCUUCAACGGGCACCCCACAUUGAAGGCCCCCGCAGAGGUAAUCUGA